AAAAGCAGAAAGAGACUUUUGGGUGAUAACAAUAAUGGAAAGAAAACCAACCCAACUAACUUUAUUUUCAUUCCAUUUAAUUAUUUUCACCCAACACAAAAUAUGUGUAACCUUGAUUUUCUCCUAAUAAGUAAUAACCUGAGUGAUGAUGUUGAAAAUAAAACACCGUAAUUGAACCCUGAUCGAGAUCCAAUAAUUGAACAGCAUGGUUCCGUCGUUUUUGAGUUUCGCCGGCUUAUACAGUGGGUACAUACGACGGUGUUUCGCGAGAGCAGGACUGUUCUCACAAUCAAUCAACAUAGACAAUGAAACGACGCUCCACGUUUGGGGUCCAACAAAUCAAGCCACACAAAAACCUUCCCUCGUUCUAAUUCACGGUUUCGGUCCCAUGGCUAUGUGGCAAUGGCGUGAACAAGUCCAAUUUCUUUCCCCUCAUUUCAACCUCUAUGUUCCCGAUCUUAUUUUCUUCGGAGAAUCCAAUACAAGGUCGAAGGAGAGAAGCGAGAAAUUUCAAGCAGCUUCGGUUGGGAAACUGUUGGAGAAGUUAGGUGUGAAGAAGUUCCACGUGGCAGGGACUAGCUAUGGUGGUUUUGUGGCUUAUCAUUUGGCGAAUAUGUUGGGGGUAGAGAAGGUUGAGAAAGUUGUUAUUGCUAGCUCUGGUGUUAAUAUGACAAAGAAUCAUGGCUUGGGUUUGUUGGAAAGGGCUAAACUCGAUAACAUUGAGGAUCUUAUGUUACCUUCUUCUCCAAAACAGUUGAGGAAAUUGAUCACUCUUGCUGUGUCUAGACGAAUCCAUUACGUGCCUGAUUUUUUCUUCAACGAUUUCAUAAAUAAACUAUACUCAGAAAAUAGGAAGGAAAAGCUGGAGCUUCUAGCUGGCUUGUCCAUUGGCAAGAAUGAUACUUCAAACAUUCCACCUCUUCAACAGGAAGUUUUGAUAAUCUGGGGGGAAGAUGACAAUAUAUUUCCCGUGCAGAUGGCCCAUGAACUCAAAGAGGUAAUCAGUAAGAAAGCAAGAUUGGAAUUGAUAAAGGAUGCAUCCCAUGUGCCUCAACUUGAAAAGCCAGCCGAAUUCAACACUAUCAUCCUAAAUUUCUUAAAAGAAGCCUCUUGAAUACUUUUUAGGCCUCAUUCAUCAGCUUCGAUUAUGUUUCCUAUUUUUUCUACUAUAUUUAUUUAUUACUACUAUUAUUCAGUCAAUUCAAUAAUCAUUAACCUUAGCAUAAA
Molecule: messenger RNA, 1227 nt
Organism: Cicer arietinum (chickpea)
Lineage: Eukaryota; Viridiplantae; Streptophyta; Magnoliopsida; Fabales; Fabaceae
Source: RefSeq, a predicted model, not a curated record